UGCAGCUCGUGUGUGAAAUACGUCCUCAGUCCCUCUUUGCUGGCCCGAUUCUUCACUUGGGGGGCUAUGCACAUGGUAAGCAGAUAUCUUGUUUGAUUCAUUUCAAAUUAUGCACAAAGUGCUUUUUGAUGAAUCAUUGAUGCUCCAGUAUUUCAUUUUAUUGGAGAGGCUGAGGGCCUGAAUUAAAUUCUAAAACAUCCAGACAGAUUAUUCUGCCUGGAUAAUGCUGUCCUUCAUGGAUGCCAAAAUACCUGUAAAUGAAUCUGUGCAAAAAACAGCUCACAGUUUGGGAGGAUAAUUGGUGAUGCAGACAGCAAGAGGCACCUCCUCAAUGUGAGAGCACUGCCUUAUACAGCAGUCUGGGUGCUGCACUCUGGAACAUGCAUUUUAAGGUGGAAUUGAAAAUGUAGACGAAAGUAGAGAGAGAAGAGAAGUCUCCAGCUGGGGAAGGGAGAGUUCUCUCUGCCUGGGUUUCUACCCUCUGGAACACAGAAGCACACAAUGUCAAAGAAGGGUGCUGGCAGCCGAGGUAAGGGAGACAAGCCUGAAGCCUUUGCCACUCUGCAAGCUGCUAAUGAAGAGCUCAGGGCCAAACUGACUGACAUCCAAAUCGAGCUUCAACAAGAAAAGAGUAAGGUUAGCAAAUUGGAACGAGAGAAGAAUCAAGAGGUUAAAUUGAUCAAAGAGCAAGAGCAGCACAAGCACACAGUGUUGGUGACUGAACUCAAAGCCAAGCUGCACGAAGAGAAAAUGAAGGAACUGCAGAUGGUGCGAGAGACUCUGCUGCGGCAGCACGAAGGUGAGCUCCUCAGAGUCAUCAAAAUCAAAGAUACAGAGAACCAGAGAAUCCAAGCACUCGUUAACGCCUUGCGAGAUGGAGCUACCGAAAAAGUUAAAACGAUGCUUUACAAUGAAGCCAAGGAAGAGGCUAAGAAGGUAUUUGAGAUUGAGAAAAUAAAACUGCAACAAGAGAUCUCAGAACUGAAGGCAGCUAAGAAGCAAUUGGAAGAUGCUUUAAAUCAGGCUAUUCAUGCUGAUAGGUUGAAGGCUGCAGAAAUAAGAAGCUUGUAUCACCUGCACCUAGAGGAGAUCUCCAGGAUAAAGAAAGAUUGUGAAAGAGAGAUUCGUAGGCUGAUGGAUGAGAUAAAAUUUAAAGACAGAGCAGUCUACAUGCUGGAAAAAGAGCUGGGGGCUCAGGCUGGGCAUGCUCAGAGACUCCAGCUCCAAAAAGAGGCUUUAGAUGAACAACUUACCCAGGUCAAAGAGGCUGAAGCAUGGGAAAAACGCCAUCUGAGUAGCCCGAAAAGGGAGCUUCCUUUCGCAAGUGGUGCAGGAGACGCCUCAGACCAUUCAGGAAGCCCUCAGUUGGAUGAAAAGGAUACUCGGCGAUUCCAACUCAAAAUUGCUGAAUUAAGUGCAAUCAUCAGGAAACUGGAGGAUCGGAAUGCUCUGCUGUCUGAAGAACGAAAUGAACUUCUCAAGCGUUUACGUGAGGCAGAAAGUCAGUACAAACCACUCCUGGAUAAAAAGAAACGUCUCAGUCGGAAGAACGAAGAAAUGAGCCAUGCCUUACGACGUAUGGAAAAUAAGCUCAAAUUUCUCACACAAGAAAACAUAAGAAUGAAGGAGAGAGUGGGGGCCAUACGACGACCAAGCUCUCUAAACGACCUGGACCAGAAUCACGAAGAGAAAGAAAUUGAGUUUCUUCGGAUGCAAGUUAUGGAACAACAAAACGUCAUCGAUGACCUUAGCAAGGCUCUGGAGACAGCUGGCUAUGUCAGGAGUGUCAUAGAUCGGGAUAAGCUUCUGCAUUACAGAAAACAAAAGAAGAAAGUUACAAAGGCAAGCAAGAAGCCUGUUGUGGAAACAUUUUUCGGGUAUGAUGAAGAAGCUUCACUUGAUUCAGAUGGUUCAUCUAUUUCAUACCAGACAGACAAGACAGAUCAAACUCCUUGUACACCUGAAGAUGAUCUUGAUGAGGGAAUGGCAAAAGAAGAGACAGAACUUCGCUUCCGACAGCUGACCAUGGAGUAUCAGGCUUUACAGAGGGCCUAUGCUUUGCUACAGGAACAAGUCGGCGGAACUUUAGAUGCUGAAAGAGAAGUGAAGACUCGUGAGCAACUUCAGGCAGAAAACCAACGAUAUCAGACUAAAAUUGAAGACUUGGAGAAGGCUCUCGCACAACAGGGGCAGGAUAUGAAAUGGAUUGAAGAGAAACAAGCACUUUAUCGUUGGAACCAAGAACUCCUGGAAAAGAUUCGGCAAAUGGAGACUGAAGAAAAUCGCCUGAAGCAUGAGGUGCAAGAUGCAAAAGACCAAAAUGAGCUUUUAGAGUUUCGCAUUCUGGAACUUGAAGAACGAGAGCGGCGCUCACCUGCCAUCAACUUCCAUCAUAUUCCAUUCCCGGAGGAGACUAGUCCUCUUCAGGUCUACUGUGAGGCAGAAGGAGUGACAGACAUAACAAUAGCUGAUCUUAUGAAAAAGUUGGAUAUUUUAGGAGAUAACGCCAAUUUGACCAAUGACGAACAAGUGGUUGUGAUUCAGGCCCGAACAGUUUUGACAUUGGCAGAAAAGUGGCUGCAACAAAUUGAGGUGACAGAAUCUGCUCUCCAGCAAAAGAUGAACGAUAUUGAAAAUGAAAAGGAGCUUUUCAGUAAACAGAAGGGUUACUUGGAUGAAGAACUGGACUAUAGAAAACAGGCCAUGGACCAGGCUCAUAAGCGGAUUCUGGAGCUGGAGGCCAUGUUGUAUGAUGCCUUGCAGCAAGAAGCAGGGGCAAAGAUGUGUGAGCUGUUGUCAGAAGAUGAACAGGAGAAGCUGAAAGGAGCGGUGGAACAAUGGAAACGUCAGGUCAUGAGUGAGCUCCGAGAGCGUGAUGCACAGAUACUGAGAGAGAGGAUGGAACUCGUCCACCAUGCCCAACUGAGAAUCAAAGAACUAGAAGAAAGAAUUGAACUACAGAAAAGACAAGUUAAAGAACUAGAAGAAAAGCUUUCAUUCUUUGGUCGUAAUUCUUCCUGGCAGCCGAUAAGGAAGGCCACAAUGAUGGAAAGAAAACUAGAUACUGUAAUAUACAAUCAGAUUAUGGUAUUAUCCCAAGAAGAACCAACUAUAAACCAAGAAAUUAACUAUUUGAACGAACACCUCAUGAUUCUCUAUGAGGAGCAUCAAAAUUACAUGAAGAAUAUUCAGGGUUCAAUGGCUAUUGUGCCAGAAGUGAUUUGGAGCUUCAAGAACCUUAUCCAUGACUCGGAAGACAAGUUCUGUAAAAAUGCAACAAUACCUUUAAAACAAAUGAAAAAUGUAAAUGGACUGAAAGCAAACAUUUCUAACAAUUUGCCAACGCUGAAAGAUUUUGGAAAAUUGAUUUCCAUGACGGGGGGAGAUGAGCACAGAAGAAUGUACAGCAUGGGUGAAAGAACAGUUUUAAUAUUUAGUGAGUGAAGAAUUGAUCUUAAACUUUCCUGCUGUGCAGGAGACUGAGAAAACUGCUUCAAUAUAGAAGCAUGGCUUCCAUCCAUCACUCAUUCCCACUUCAUACACAUUGCUACAUCAGUAAUUUGUUGCAGCUACAGAAGCUGUGAAACAUUGACAGACAAAGACUUCUAACAAGUGGGUGAAGAUAAUUUAUUAUUGAACACGAAUUGUUCUUGUGUUGAACCAUAUAGAUGUCACUGCAGAGACGUGGAUGAAGUGUGCACAUGUAUUAUUAACCAGUCGUUCUGCACUGAAAUGAAAUUCGUCCCAGGUAGAACAAAUAUGACACGCUGCUAUGUUCGAGCUGUUGCCUCUGAAGCAAGAAGAUAAAUUCAAAGAUGGCACAAAAAAAGUGAAUAGGUUAGAUUAAUUUUUUUAAACAUUUGAAUUUAAUGUAAAAUUGCUAAUAGUUUACAAAAGCAGGCAUUUGAAGGUAAUACUUGAAGAGUUUGGGGCUUAGCUCAUACUGUAUAAUUCCCAGCAAAUAUAGAGGGACCCAGAGUCAUGAUGAAUUUUCCAAAGAAAGGGAACUAUAUGAUUUCAAGAUUUAAAAUGAAAGCCAAAAUAUAAAUAG
Amblyraja radiata (thorny skate) is the source of this 4051-nucleotide messenger RNA. It is a transcript of the gene jakmip3, whose product is annotated as Janus kinase and microtubule interacting protein 3. Lineage: Eukaryota; Metazoa; Chordata; Chondrichthyes; Rajiformes; Rajidae. The coding region runs from base 502 to 3444 and encodes 980 amino acids. Gene Ontology annotation, molecular function: microtubule binding; kinase binding. The transcript has 23 exons. The record is from RefSeq and is a predicted model, not a curated record.